Molecule: messenger RNA, 3960 nt
Organism: Olea europaea var. sylvestris
Lineage: Eukaryota; Viridiplantae; Streptophyta; Magnoliopsida; Lamiales; Oleaceae
Product: probable LRR receptor-like serine/threonine-protein kinase IRK
Exons: 2
Coding region: 760-3663 (967 amino acids)
Biological process (GO): protein phosphorylation
Molecular function (GO): protein kinase activity; receptor serine/threonine kinase binding; ATP binding
Source: RefSeq, a predicted model, not a curated record
UCUCUCUCUCACAGCUGUGUGUGUGUGUAAAAGAGAGCGCUUUAAAUGUUUCAGUGACUGUCCGUUGCCGGAAACUCCCAUCCCCCCACCUUUCCCGGCGAAUUUUCUGGUAACUUCCCCUCUCCAAGCUCCAGCCAGUUACUCCACCCCCUGGAUUCCAUUUCCAGAAAAAGAUAGUCCGGCGAGUCUUUUCACUCUCAGAUUUUUCACGGUCCUUCUCGUUACAGUCACUUCAACGCCAAACAAAAAUUCUUCUCACAAUUGAUUCCUAUUUUUGAUUUUCUUCGUUUGUUAACUUUUUUAUCGUCUGCUAAAGAUAUUUUAUGUGUUGAUUGAUUUUUGGGUUUUCAGAAGUUCUCUUUUGCCAAUGCAGUUGUUUAAUUUGGUUCUUUAGCGGCUUUUUCUGUUAAUUUUCUGGGUUCUUUUCCAUAUUUUUCUUUGGUAGCAAUUUCUAGCUGUUAAAUAGUCAAAACGCAAAAGUUACUUGCGUACAUGCACAUUUGUAUGUACAUGUGUAUCUUUUGAUGAGUUUGAAGGUUAAAUACAGUAGAAUUUGGUUCUUGAGAGCUUAAAAAGAGUUCAAGAACCAAUCUUUUCAGCUCCUAUUCAAAGUCACUUCCAGUUUACUUGUCUCCUCUUUAGGUUCCUGAGAAGUAUUCUUUUAGAUAGAAAAAAAGAAAAGAAGAACUGUCUUUCUCGAUUUUCAAUCUGAACCCAACAAUGCCAUAACUUUUGUUAACACUAUAUUAAUUUAUUUAAAUGAGAAUUCUGUUUGGUGUAUUGUUAGUCUUUUUUUCGUUUCCCAUUUUGGUGAAAUCUCUGACCCCUUCUCUAAAUGAUGAUGUUCUGGGGUUGAUUGUGUUCAAGGCUGAUAUUCAACAUCCAGAUGGGAAAUUAAGUUCUUGGAACGAAGAUGAUGUUAGCCCUUGUGAUUGGGUUGGUGUGAAAUGCAACCCCAGAUCCAAUAGAGUAUCUGACCUUGUUCUUGAUGGAUUUGGACUUUCUGGAAAACUAGGUAGAGGUCUACUUAAAUUGCAGCUUCUGCGAAAGCUUUCGCUAGCCAAAAACAACCUUACAGGAAGCAUAAGCAUCGGUUUUGCUCAGCUUUCUAAUCUGAGGGUGCUGGACCUGAGUGAGAAUAGCCUAUCCGGGUCAAUUUCGAACGAUUUCUUUAGGCAAUGUGGGUCUUUGAGAUCGGUUUCCUUGGCGAAUAACAAAUUUUCAGGCCAUAUUCCUGAGAGCUUGGGCAUGUGUUCAACGCUUGCUUCACUGAACUUUUCAGGCAAUCAGUUUUCGGGAUCCUUGCCAUCAGGGUUAUGGUCAUUGCACGGACUGAGGAUGCUUGACUUAUCUGAUAAUUUGUUGGAGGGAGAGAUUCCAAACGGCAUUGAAGGUAUGAACAAUUUGAGGGGGAUAAGUUUGAGGAAGAAUCGAUUUACUGGUGAAGUUCCGGAAGGAAUUGGAGAUUGUUUUUUGCUGAGGUCAAUUGAUUUGAGUGAAAAUUCAUUUUCUGGAGGGCUUCCAAACACAAUGCAGCAGCUUACCUUGUGUAAUAAUCUAUUGUUUGGAAAAAAUGGAUUCACAAGGGAGGUUCCUGAAUGGAUUGGAGAAAUGAGAAGCCUUGAAACCCUGGAUCUUUCUGAAAAUAACUUAACUGGCCAAGUUCCAGAUUCUCUUGGGAAGCUCUUGUCAUUGAAAGUUUUAAAUGUAUCCAAGAAUUCUCUCACUGGACUCUUGCCCGAGUCUAUGAAGAAUUGUGUAAACCUUCUGACUCUUGAUAUUAGCCACAAUUAUUUGACUGGUGAACUUCCUUCUUGGCCAUUCGAGCUUGGUUUACAGCAGCUUCUGUUUUCAGAUAAUAGAUUAAGUGGGAGUGUGGAUAAUACUCUUGCUUCCUCCUUGGAGAGUUCUCGUCACAAGCUUGUAGUUUUGGAUAUCUCUAAGAAUCAGCUAUCUGGUGAAAUUCCCAGUUCUACCGGAGAUUUCAGCAACUUGCAUUUCUUGAAUAUGUCGAAAAACUCAUUUGUAGGUAGUAUUCCAGCAAGAAUUGGACAAUUGAAAAUCUUGGAAACUCUGGAUUUGAGCGAUAACCAGUUAAAUGGUAGCAUCCCAUUGGAAAUUGGUGGAGCUACAUCUCUUGAGGAUUUGAGGCUAGAGAAGAACUCGUUCGAAGGCAACAUUCCUACUUCGAUUGGGAACUGCUCUUCGCUUGUAUCCUUGUGUCUGGCUCAUAACGAAAUAACUGGCCCUGUUCCUGCAUCACUCGCAAAACUUACUUAUCUUGAGACUGUAGACUUGUCUUUCAACAAGCUCAUGGGGACACUACCCAAGCAGCUGGCCAAUCUUGGACGCCUGCAGUUAUUUAACAUUUCACACAACCAGCUACAAGGCGAACUGCCUGCUGGUGGAUUUUUCAACACUAUUGCUCCUUCAUCUGUAACUGGCAAUCCGUCUCUUUGUGGGGCAUCAGUUAAUAGAAGUUGCCCUACGGUCCUUCCUAAACCCAUUGUACUUAAUCCUAACUCGUCUGAUGCCAACACCAGUGUAAUCCCCCAAAGUUUUGGUCAUGAGAAGAAAAUCCUUACCAUCUCAACCCUCAUUGCUAUUGGUGCAGCUGUGGCAAUUGUUAUCGGCAUAAUUGCAAUCACCGUUCUUAAUCUUCGUGUACAAGCUUCUACAUCUCGAUCUGCGGCAGCUCUCACUUUCUAUGGUGGUGAUGACAGCCAUUCACCUACGAGUAAUGGGAGUUCAGGGAAACUUGUCAUGUUUUCAGGUGAUUCUGACUUUAGCACAGGGGCACAUGCUCUGCUUAACAAGGAUUGUGAACUUGGACGUGGGGGAUUCGGAACUGUCUACCGGACAAUGCUCAGAGAUGGACGCUCAGUUGCCAUCAAGAAGCUUACUGUUUCAAGUCUUGUAAAAUCCAAAGAAGUUUUCGAAAGGGAAGUUCAAAAAUUGGGGAAAGUCCAUCAUGAUAAUCUUGUAGCACUUGAAGGUUAUUACUGGACCCCUUCACUGCAGCUUCUUAUAUAUGAAUAUGUCUCUGGUGGAAAUUUGCAUAAGCACCUUCAUGAAGAAUCUGGUGGAAAUUACCUUUCAUGGAACGAUAGGUUCAAUAUUAUUCUUGGUGCAGCUAAAGGCUUGACUCAUUUGCAUCAAAUGAACUUGAUCCAUUACAACAUAAAAUCAAGUAAUAUCUUGAUUGACAAUUCUGGUGAACCUAAGCUUGCAGAUUAUAGUUUAGCCAGGCUGUUGCCCAUGUUAGAUCGAUAUAUUUUGAGCAGCAAGAUUCAGAGCGCCCUCGGUUACAUGGCACCAGAAUUUGCAUGCAAAACUGUUAAGAUAACCGAGAAAUGUGACGUGUAUGGAUUCGGGGUUCUGGUGCUGGAGGUCGUCACAGGGAAGAGGCCUGUUGAGUACCUGGAGGACGAUGUUGUAGUGCUCUGUGACAUGGUUAGAGGAUCAUGGGAAGAAGGCAGAGUGGAGGAAUGCAUUGAUAGUAGGCUACAGGGGAAGUUUCCAGUCGAGGAGGGAAUUCCAAUGAUAAAGUUAGGCUUAUUCUGCACAUCACAAGUUCCUUCGAACAGGCCCGACAUGGCAGAAGUGGUUAGUAUAUUGGAGCUGAUUAGAUGCCCUUCAGGAGGCCAGAUUGAAUCAGGAUGAGUUCAGCUAAACGUUCAAGGUAAGUAGGUGCAUUAUAAUGGCUUAUCAGGCGAAGAAGAAUCCCGUUGGUUUGUUUAAGAAGUAGAAAUUCAGAUUUAGCUCUAAUAUUUUUCCUCUUCUGUUGUUUUUCUUAAGUUUUUUAAUCGUUCGGUUAAAUGUUUGGCAACGGGAUUCCUUUUCACCAGGUUCCAAUUUGGGACGCCACUGGAUAUCAAAUCGUUACUUUCUGAUCCUAGUCUUUCACCUCCUGUUGUUACUUUGUUUCUAACCAAUUGAUGCUGGCUUUUUACCUUGUAA